Pestalotiopsis fici W106-1 is the source of this 1428-nucleotide messenger RNA. RefSeq lists its product as uncharacterized. Lineage: Eukaryota; Fungi; Ascomycota; Sordariomycetes; Amphisphaeriales; Sporocadaceae. Gene Ontology annotation, biological process: tRNA-type intron splice site recognition and cleavage. The record is from RefSeq and is a predicted model, not a curated record. Gene Ontology annotation, cellular component: tRNA-intron endonuclease complex. The coding region runs from base 1 to 1428 and encodes 475 amino acids. The transcript has a single exon.
AUGGCGUUUGACGACGAGGAUCCCACGGCAGCGCCUCUGCCCGCAGCUGGCGCCCACGCUGUGGGCUCGACCAUGGAAGGCGACGAAGCACCGCCGACGGCCGAAGACGAUCUGCUGGACGAAGAAGUCCAAGACUUUCGCAAGUUCGCCUCGGCGCUACAGAAGACGCAGGUGUCGGGAAAGUCGAUACGAAAGGGCGAGAAGGACUUUGAGUCGCACGGCACGAGACUACAGGAGGGCUACCUCGAGGCCAGUCGUAGAGCCAUGCACGAUACCCUCAGCUAUACGCGAACACAUCCGCCUCCGAGCUAUAUCAGGGGCUGGUACUUUCCGAACCACUUCAGCGAAGAGACGGAAUUGGGAUGGAGCGACAGGGUGGUCGUCGUCGAAGAGGCCAAGGGCGCCAUGUUCAAGGCCAUGGGAAGAGCCAUGAAGGGCCGAGGUGCCAACUUUGCUCCAGCAUGGGACCGGACGUGGUUGCUGCCCGAGGAAGCACUUUAUCUGGUUGAACGCGGUGAUUUGCACCUUUGGUGGCCGGAGCGCGAGAUCAAGGACGUUUUCCCUCUGAAGACGGAAGGAUCCGAUGAAGAUACCAAGAUUUCGCGCGAAGAAAUGGGCAUCCCUUUGAGCUUCCAGGCAGCAUACUCAUUGUUCAUUGGAAAGGAUGGCGAAAGGGGAAAGAUUUCACUCGAGAAGUACCAGGUCUAUGCUAAUUUGCGGCGAUGCGGAUAUUUUGUAUUGCGUGCGGCAUUUGCAACGACAGAAUCGGAUGCUCUCACUCAAAACCCAAGGCCAGACUCGAUAUGGGGUUGGCUCUUGUCUUUACUUUCAAACGAUCCAGCGAAACCACCAAAAUCGUACCCAGCCGAGGGACCCUUACUUAAACCCGGUCUGUACCGUUCCUAUAAGGCCGUCUUCCAACAGCUUCACCUCAUCCAGCGACACAAGCCAACGCCACAUGUCGACGCCUCAAAUCCUGCCCAGCCACCUUUUGACAUCUUCUUCCACGUCUUCAAAUCGCGGCCGAGCUUCAGCAAGGCCAGUCCUCCACCGCCCGACUUCCGAAUAUCGGUUGUCAAUGCACGGACGACAUCAGUUCCAACCAUAACAGAGCUCUCAGCUUUGCUAGAAUCCACGCCCUGGGAUCCGCCGGACGAGAGGAUGGCCGCCGGAUUAGGACCGGGCUUCAUGCAGAAGAGGCUCAAGCACGGCUGGAGAAAUGCAAUCGUGGCAGUGGUAGACAGUGGCUUUACGAGCUAUCUACGUUUCACAGAGAUGGCUUUUGGAGAAGAGAGACUCUAUGAGACAUUUGACCGGCCCCAAGGCAAGGGUGGCAAGAAGGGUCGCGGUGGUCCUGGAGGCCGAGGCGGGCGAGGCGGAAGGGGUGGCGGGCGAGGCCGAGGCAGAGGCAGAGGACGUGGUGGAUGA